GAUCAGGCUGAUGUGCGAAGGAGGAACCAACAAGAGCCAUCGCACGUGGAAGGAACGUGCGCUGUCUGUCAAUCAAAGCUCCUCCUUUCAUGACAGAGGCGACAUUUUGGGUCUUGUUAAAUGUCGGGGAUGGAGCAGAUGUCCGAGGAGGCGCUAAGGUUGAACUUGUUGAAGCGAGGCCUGGAGUCGCCCAACGAGCGCGAGGAGGCCUUGGCCAAGCGCCUGAAAAUGGAGGGCCACGAGGCCAUGGAGCGCCUCAAGAUGUUGGCGCUGCUAAAACGCAAAGAUCUGGCGGCCCUGGACGUCGCCGGGCCCCUGGGCGACGGCAAGGGCCCCGGCCCCGGCCCCGGCGCGCUCCACCAUCAGAGCCUCAUGGGCGCCGCCUACGAGGAGAAGCUAAAUGGGACUCUGAGACUCGGCGGGCACGGCGGCCCCAGUAAGAACGGCAAGGAGAACGUCCUGGACGAGCCGGUGGACAUGAGUGCCGGACGCAGAUGUGACGCAGACCGCGAGAGACGAACUCCAUCCCCGGACGUCAUCAUCCUGUCAGACAACGAGGCAUCCAGUCCCCGAGCGACACCUCGCCCCGAAGAGCGCCGGAACCAUGCGAACCUGGACAUGUUCAAGGGCAAGACCGGAGAAGAGAGGCAGAAGAUGAUCAAAGCUCUGCGCGAGGAGCUGCGUUUGGAGGAGGCUCGCCUGGUGCUGCUCAAGAAGCUCCGACAGAGUCAAAUGCAGAAGGAGAACGUGGUGCAGAAGGUAUCGGUGGUCCAGAAUGCCGCCUCUUCCGGGCAGCCGCCCUCCAUCCACAGCUCCCCUGGACUGGGGAAGCUUCCGGUGCGGUCGGGCGUGCACAACCCAGAGCCGCAGAAUCUGCGGACGGCACAGGGUCACACAGUCAUCAGGUCAGGAGCCAACGCCAGCCUGCCACCCAUGCUCAUGUCCCAGCGGGUGAUCGCACCCAAUCCCGCCACAUUGCAAGGACAGCGGCUCUCCAAACCUGGGAUGGGUCGCUCCAGCAUGGGCAACGCCGUAAGCUACCAGCAGGCCAGCCAGCAGGUGGCAGCAUCGCAGCGAUCAGGCUCCAGCGCCAUGUACAUGAACCUUGCCCACAUGCAAGCUGCGGCGGCGGCGGCUGGGGCGGGCGGCGGCGGUGGCGGCGGCGGAGGAGGCGGGGGGAGGGAGAGGGCCAGCAGCCAGGCUGCUGCCAAGCUGGCCCUGAGGAAGCAGCUGGAGAAAACGCUGCUGGAGAUCCCCCCGCCCAAGCCCCCCGCCCCGCUCCUCCACUUCCUGCCGUCGGCCGCCAACAGCGAGUUCAUCUACAUGGUGGGCCUGGAGGAGGUCGUGCAGAGCGUGCUCGACAGUCAGGGCAAACUGCGGGGAACGCUUUCCCGCACGGAGCCCUUCUUCUGUGCCCAAUGCAGAACGGAUUUCACCCCCCACUGGAAGCAGGAGAAGAGCGGGCGAAUCCUGUGCGAGCAGUGCAUGAUGUCCAAUCAGAAAAAGGCUCUCAAGGCGGAGCACACCAACAGGCUGAAGAACGCCUUCGUCAAGGCUCUACAACAGGAGCAGGAGAUCGAACAGAGGCUGCAGCAGGCGGCCCUCUCGCCUGGCUCCGCCCCCAGCGGCCCCAACGCCUCCAAGACUGACUCGCUGAUCCGACACCACGCUCUGCGCCAGGCGCCUCAACCCCAGGCUUCUCUGCAGAGAGGGCUGUCCAAUUCGGCGCGGGGCGUCCUGUCUAACUUUGCCCAGGCCUCUCAGCUGUCGGUGGCCAGCAGCCUCAUGGGGAUGGGCGGCGCCAAGCACUGCGGCGGCGGCAACGGCGGCGGCGGCAGACUGCAGCACGACAGCCGUCGGCAGAUUUACAACAUCCCAGGGUUAAACAUCGCCUAUCUGAACCCGGCGGCGGUGGGCGCCCAUAAGAGCUCCAGCCUCGCGGACCGGCAGCGAGAGUACCUGUUGGACAUGAUCCCCCCCCGAUCCAUAUCGCAGUCCAUCAGCGGACAGAAAUGA
Hippocampus comes (tiger tail seahorse) is the source of this 2016-nucleotide messenger RNA. It is a transcript of the gene gatad2b, whose product is annotated as GATA zinc finger domain containing 2B. The record is from RefSeq and is a predicted model, not a curated record. Gene Ontology annotation, cellular component: NuRD complex. Lineage: Eukaryota; Metazoa; Chordata; Actinopteri; Syngnathiformes; Syngnathidae. Gene Ontology annotation, molecular function: zinc ion binding; sequence-specific DNA binding. Gene Ontology annotation, biological process: negative regulation of transcription by RNA polymerase II.